UGUCGUACAGCGCCUUAGUCACUAUUUCAAAGCUAAAAAAAAAAAAAAAAAAACACCGUCGUUUUGACAGGUCUGAGGUACGUCAUUGCGUUCUCAGUGCAUGCGCCGAGUCACUGUGUUUUUUCGUAAUACUCGCGAUUUAUCAAAUAUUUGUGUACUAUGUUCUGUGAUUUCGAUAAAUAUGACCCAUCUUGUGAUAUUUUGGUGUUGUUUUUCAUAUUCAUGUUUUCGUUAAAGUAAUAUUCAAGAUUGGAAUGAAAGUUUCAAUAAGGUUUGUUUCGUUGGUUAAGACGACUAGGAGACAAUAGAGGUAUGUAAGAAAAGCUUAUAACUAUGUUUCCACCAGGAGUGUACUCUGCGGUAAAUAAUUUUACGUGUUUUUGGUUGUAUACAAGUUCAUUUAUAUGAAAUAGCAAAUCCCUUGUUUCGUUUGUGUUUGGGCACAGAUAAGACAUGAAAAAUCAUCGGUCAGGAACUAACCUCUUGACGUUACUGACGUUUAAUCUUCUCUCCAGUAUUUCCGUUAUGUUGGUAGCGUUAUUUAUUUAUUUUUCACUGCGCGCGCCAAUCUUACGACUUUUUUAUUGACAUCCGUGUUUAAUCUGUUCGAAGUUUGAACUAAGGCGUCGGUUUUUUCUUUCUCGUGAAAAUCUCCAUUGCGUUUGUAUUAUUAUUCAAAAUGCCGAAACGAAGGAACGAAGAAAGUGAAGAAGAUUAUUUAAAACGCAAAAUGAAGCGUUAUAAGAAGAAAUUGGAGGAGCUCUCUAUGAAAGAUGACGUCGAGAAACAACCACAUGUCGCCGAAAAAGAAAUUGUUGCAGAGGAGGACAAUGAGUUGCCAGAGGACAAUGUGUUAAUAGAGGACAACCAGUUACCAGAGGAAUUUCUUCUUGCCCUCGGCAGUGAGGGCGCAGAGAAAGAGGUUCGGGGAGAUGAAAUCCGACCGGAACUGGCAAAUCGUUGGAUAAAAUUAAUGAGUAAUGGACUGGGAAAAGAUGCACAAGAAGCCAUUUUCAAAAAAUAUCCGACACCAUCAAACUUUGACAGUGCAGAGGCCCCCAAGGUUAAUCCAGAAAUUUUGGCAUCUCUCUCACAGAUAACAGUCAAAAGAGAUAUGAGAAUUGUACAUCGGCAGAAUUUGACUGGAAAAGUAAUGUGUGCAUUAGGCAAAACGCUUACAAGCAUUCUGAAGGGUGAUAUAAAUUCUAAGCUCAUUAUAGAGCAGGUUAACGAUGCAGCAAAAUUAUGUGCCGAAAUUUACUAUCAAGAUUCUUCAUCAAGGAAGUUUUUUGCCCUCGCAGGAGCAGACCAAACCAUCAAAGAUGCUGUUCGUGACUCUAAACCAGAUAAAUUCCUUUUUGGAAUUAAUUGUGCAGAGAACAUUAAGGCUGCACAAGCUAUUAAAAAAACUGGAUCCCAAAUAAAGGCUGCCGAUUCUACACCACAGCAUAGUGCUACAAAUACAAAACCCUCUAAACAACAGCCUACAAGCAAAAAGCAGGGAAACUGGCGGGGCCCGCCACAACAAUUCCACCAGCGGGCACGUGGCGGGCAUCGUCCACAUCCAACACGGAAGUACCAUCAACACCAGCGGGAUCAAAAGAGGGACAAGUUCAUCCUCUGCAUCAACAGCUUACCCUGGCUGCAGGCUUGCUAUCAGGGAAGCGUACGUGAGACGCGGUGCCCCCACGUCAGCACUCCAAAUAAUGUUAAACUCAUUGUCAGCUAA
Molecule: messenger RNA, 1729 nt
Organism: Cydia fagiglandana
Lineage: Eukaryota; Metazoa; Arthropoda; Insecta; Lepidoptera; Tortricidae
Exons: 3
Coding region: 680-1729 (349 amino acids)
Source: RefSeq, a predicted model, not a curated record